Priapulus caudatus is the source of this 1555-nucleotide messenger RNA. Its product is annotated as serine/arginine repetitive matrix protein 2-like. The transcript has 6 exons. Bases 161 to 1555 code for a protein of 464 amino acids. The record is from RefSeq and is a predicted model, not a curated record. NCBI's taxonomy places the organism in Eukaryota, Metazoa, Priapulida, Priapulimorpha, Priapulimorphida, Priapulidae.
GGAACGGAGUUGGGACGGAGGUGGAGCACGGACCGAUGAAAGUCAGCAUGAAAGUUCAAGUGCUGCUAUCGGCUUGCUAUCGGCACGCUACAGUUUCGGUUUCGCCACCUAUAGUAUUGACGCAUGCGUACUGCGUAGUUUGGCCCCGACAAAAUCAAAGAUGGAAGGCAGAGAACAUCGCAGUAAGCGUGAUCACGAUGAAGAAAACCGCCACAUAUCAUCAGUUGCUAGCAAGGUGGCCAGCAGGCCGACCCUCGACCUUGAAGCAGAGUGGGCUUCCUUCGAGGCCAGCAUCGGAAGCUCUUCCUUCGUCGACGAGACUCCAGGGGGCGCCGCCGAUGAGCGACCGCCGCCGCGGAGUCGUCGCGGGGAUCCAGCGAGAGCGAAGUCGCGGCUCGUUGACGUGGCGUCGACGUCUGAGGAGGAGGAGGAGUCGGGAAGUGAAAUUUCAGAUGGCGAAAAUGAAAUGAAAGGCAAACGAAAGGGUGACAGGGCCAAUCCCCGAAAGGAGAGCAGGAGCAGUUUGAAGGAGCAUCCGAGUAAAAAGAAGAAAAGAAGAAGAAGAAGCAGCAGCAGCAGCAGCAGCAGUAGUAGUAGUAGUAGCAGCAGCAGCAGCAGCAGCAGCAGCAGCAGUAGCAGCAGCAACAGUAGCAGCAGCAGCAGCAGCAGCAGCAGCAGUAGCAGCGAGGGAAACCUUAAGGGAGUAAGAAAAACCAGCAAGAGCAAGAAUAAAAACCCAAGUGUGAAGAGCAAAAUUCUUAGCAAAAAGGCAGAACGCAAGGAAAGUAAAGAGAGCAUUCCUAGAAGAGCGAGGGAGCCCAGAGUAAUCAGAGAGAGGAGCCCUAGUGGAGAGAAAGCACGUCGCGAAAUUGAAGAGAGAAGCCUCAGUAGAGAGAUAGAAUUUAGAGUAAUUAAAGGGAGAAACCCGAGCAGAGAGAGGGAGCCCAGAGUUAUUAAAGAGAGAAGCUCCAGUAGAGAGGAGGCACGUAGCAAAACUGAAGAGAGGAGCCCCAGCCGAGAGCGAGAAGGCAGCCUGGGUAGGGAAAGGAGCAUCAGCUGUGAGAGGGAAGCUAUCGCCGGCAAUAGGGAAGCUGGAGGAGGGGCGUGGCCACCCCUCGCCGCGAGCCCGUCUCCGUCUCCGUCCCCGCCUCCGCCUCCAGGCGUCGCCACGAUCGCACCGACGCCGUGGCAGCCGGCGCCGGGGUCGCCGGCGGCGAAGCGGGUCGCAUCGAGGUCAACGUCAAGGUCGCCGACGCCGGAGGAUACACUGCGACGCGGGCGGCGUCACCGGUCGCGCACGCCCACCAGGAGGCGCCGCUCGGGGUCGGGCGACGAGCGGCGGGGGCAGCAGCAGAGGUUGGGUUCGGGGCCGCGCGCGUCGGACAAGAGGCGUCGCUCCCGCACGCCGACGCCGCCUACGAAGCGACGGAGGUCGCGGUCGGGGUCGGUGUCGGACGGCGGGUCGUCGCCCGUCGCCGUGGAAACGAGAGAGUCGCGAUCGAGCUCCCGCGACAUGGAAACGGAGACCGCUGCCGUGAUCGCGGCCGUCCCGUAA